UCUUAUAAGCACGGAGCCGGCCGGCCGACGCAUAUUCGUCCGUCUGCUUCGAGAGUCGGUGGUCGUGUGUUCAGCUCUUCCGAGGUUUCGAUAUAAAGUGACAACAUGUUUACCAACAAGACUGUUCUGGACCGGCGCCUGCCCUGCGUUCACAGGUACCUGAGUCUACCGAUACCUGACAACACCACGCAAUGCAUGUACGUCUGGAUCGACGGCACCGGAGAGCACGUCCGUGCCAAGACCAAGACGGUGGACUUCAUCCCCAAGAGCCCGUCAGAGCUCCCCAUCUGGAACUUUGAUGGCUCGUCGACCGGUCAGGCGGAGGGCAGCAACUCUGACGUGUAUCUGUACCCUGUGGCGCUCUACCGGGAUCCCUUCCGCCUCGGCAACAACAAGCUGGUGCUGUGCGAGACUUACAAGCACAACCGCAAGCCCGCCGACACCAACUUCCGCCACACCUGCAAGGAGGUGAUGGACAAGGCUGCCGAGCAGCACCCGUGGUUCGGUAUGGAGCAGGAGUACACCCUGCUCGACUCGGACCAGCACCCGUUCGGCUGGCCCAAGAACGGCUUCCCGGGGCCGCAGGGACCCUACUACUGCGGCGUGGGCGCCUCCAAAGUGUACGCCCGCGACGUGGUGGAGAGCCACUACCGCGCCUGCCUGUACGCCGGCGUCAUGAUCGCCGGCACCAACGCCGAGGUCAUGCCGUCCCAGUGGGAGUUCCAGGUCGGCCCGGCUGAGGGCAUCCGGAUGGGUGACGAUCUCUGGAUGGGCCGCUUCCUACUGCACCGCGUCGCCGAGGACUUCGGCAUCAACGUGUCUCUGGACCCGAAGCCGAUCCCGGGUGACUGGAACGGCGCCGGCUGCCACACUAACUUCAGCACGCUGGCCAUGCGCGAGAAGGGAGGCAUCACGCACAUCGAGAAGGCGAUCGAGAAGCUGGGCUCCAACCACGCCCACCACAUCAAGAUGUACGACCCGAACGAGGGCCGCGACAACAGCCGCCGGCUGACCGGUCGGCACGAGACCUCGAGCAUCCACGACUUCUCCGCCGGCGUGGCAAAUCGCGGCGCCAGUAUCCGGAUCCCGCGCCAGGUGGCCGAGGAGGGAUACGGAUACCUGGAGGACAGGCGGCCCAGCUCCAACUGCGACCCGUACCGGGUCACAGAGGCCAUCGUGCGCACCACGUGUCUCGACUAAGCGGGCCGCGUCCGUCCGUCGAGCCGCAGCCACAUUCCGCCUCCGUCAGAGCAGCGUCCGCUGCCGAUCGGCGUCCGGACAAAGAAGUUCGCUGUGGUACAUGUCCUCGAGCGUCGUCAACUAAGAUGGAGAAGUUCGCAUCAAGAUUGUACUGUGUGAUUUAAGCCGAGCGUCGCGUUUGCCAUUCAGCUGUCGUUUUUAGGCGGUCAUUUUAACGCAUUCCAGAUUGACUGCCCAUGGUGGUUGGUUUUACACGGUUUUUAUCGCCAUGGUUGUGGCUGAGGUAUCGUGUUAUAAUAUUUGUGAGCGAGAUGAUUGAUUUUAUCAUGCGUUUAUAAGAGAACACAAUGACUUGUCUUCCUGUUGUUUGGGCGUACGGAGGGCUUCUCGUCUAGCCGUUCUGCCUGAUUGUGUCAUGGUAGCUAUGCCCUGUGUGUCCCUGUAUCAGGAUUGCGAUGGGACUCGCCAUUCAUCCUCGUGUUGUACAUAAGUGUCGAGCUGUCUGGUUUGUCGUCCAGCCAGCUUUGAUGUAAUUUGUAAAUAAACGGCGAAAUGAUCAGA
Amphibalanus amphitrite is the source of this 1761-nucleotide messenger RNA. RefSeq names its product glutamine synthetase-like. Gene Ontology annotation, molecular function: glutamine synthetase activity. Gene Ontology annotation, cellular component: cytoplasm. NCBI's taxonomy places the organism in Eukaryota, Metazoa, Arthropoda, Thecostraca, Balanomorpha, Balanidae. The transcript has 8 exons. The record is from RefSeq and is a predicted model, not a curated record. The coding region runs from base 106 to 1200 and encodes 364 amino acids.